Biomphalaria glabrata is the source of this 1871-nucleotide messenger RNA. Its product is annotated as tubulin alpha-1A chain-like. The record is from RefSeq and is a predicted model, not a curated record. The transcript has 8 exons. Gene Ontology annotation, biological process: microtubule cytoskeleton organization; mitotic cell cycle. Bases 158 to 1513 code for a protein of 451 amino acids. NCBI's taxonomy places the organism in Eukaryota, Metazoa, Mollusca, Gastropoda, Planorbidae. Gene Ontology annotation, cellular component: cytoplasm; microtubule. Gene Ontology annotation, molecular function: GTP binding; structural constituent of cytoskeleton.
CCAGCAUGCACUUCGACACCAUAUAUAAGCCCCAGCUCAAAAUCAAAUUCAUCAGUGCAAGCCGCUCUGUUCGACACAUUACGUCGUGCGUAGAGGGAUUUUUCACUAUCCAGACUAUUUAUUUUUCUCGUGUCUCAACAAUUUACAUUAUAUUAAAAUGCGUGAGUGUAUUUCCGUCCAUGUUGGUCAAGCUGGAGUCCAAAUUGGCAAUGCCUGCUGGGAACUCUACUGUUUGGAGCAUGGCAUCCAGCCAGAUGGUCAGAUGCCAUCAGACAAGACCAUUGGAGGGGGUGACGAUUCCUUCAACACCUUCUUCAGUGAAACUGGUGCUGGCAAACAUGUACCAAGAGCCGUCUUUGUUGAUUUAGAACCCACUGUAGUAGAUGAAGUGAGAACUGGUACCUACCGUCAACUUUUUCAUCCUGAGCAGCUAAUCACUGGUAAAGAAGAUGCAGCCAACAACUAUGCCAGAGGUCACUACACUAUUGGCAAAGAAAUUGUUGACCUUGUCCUUGACCGUAUCAGAAAGCUUGCUGACCAGUGCACUGGUCUUCAAGGGUUUCUCAUUUUCCACAGUUUUGGUGGUGGCACCGGAUCUGGCUUUGCCUCACUCCUCAUGGAGCGUCUGUCUGUUGAUUAUGGCAAGAAAUCCAAGCUGGAGUUUGCCAUCUACCCUGCCCCUCAGAUCUCCACAGCUGUUGUUGAGCCCUACAACUCCAUUUUGACCACACACACCACCCUUGAGCACUCAGACUGUGCCUUCAUGGUUGACAACGAAGCCAUCUAUGACAUUUGCAGACGUAACCUCGACAUUGAGAGACCCACCUACACCAACCUGAACCGUCUGAUUGGUCAAAUUGUAUCUUCAAUUACAGCCUCUCUCAGAUUUGAUGGUGCUCUGAACGUUGAUUUGACAGAGUUCCAGACCAACUUGGUGCCAUACCCUCGUAUCCACUUCCCACUGGCAACAUAUGCUCCAGUCAUCUCUGCUGAAAAGGCCUACCAUGAACAACUGUCUGUUGCUGAGAUCACUAAUGCCUGCUUUGAGCCAGCCAAUCAGAUGGUCAAGUGUGACCCACGUCAUGGCAAGUACAUGGCCUGCUGUAUGUUGUACAGAGGUGAUGUUGUCCCCAAGGACGUCAAUGCUGCCAUUGCCACCAUCAAGACCAAGAGAACCAUCCAGUUUGUUGACUGGUGUCCAACUGGUUUCAAGGUUGGAAUCAACUACCAACCACCAACUGUUGUCCCUGGAGGUGACUUGGCUAAAGUGCAGCGUGCUGUCUGCAUGUUGAGCAACACCACAGCUAUUGCUGAGGCCUGGGCUAGACUUGAUCACAAGUUUGACCUUAUGUAUGCCAAGCGUGCUUUCGUCCACUGGUAUGUGGGUGAGGGUAUGGAGGAAGGUGAGUUCUCUGAGGCUCGUGAAGACUUGGCUGCCCUUGAGAAGGACUACGAGGAAGUGGGUGUCGACUCUGUUGAAGGCGAGGGUGAAGAGGAGGGAGAAGAAUACUAAACUGAGACCGAAGUCUAGAUGUGAACCAUAACUUGUUCUCCGUUUUUGGACAAACUGAAAUUGUUAAGAACUAGUUUUUUGUUUUUGCUGAUUGUUAAACAAUUUGCUUUAAUAACUUUGGAGAAAAAAAAAAUGAAUUGAAUCUUGAUUCAUUUGUGUAUUUACUGGUCAAAUGUAGAUUUAAGUUGAAUUGUCCAAUAUUUUGGCAGUUUAAGUUGGCAUUUAUUUAUCAUUCCAAAUAUUUUAAUAAAUCAGGACAUUGAUUUUGAUGUACCAGUGUUUAUUAUACAACAAAAUUUGGCAACUUUUUACAUUUUGUUAUUAGGAGAAAUAAAGUUAUAAUUAUUUUUUUUUAUUA